UGUUACGCUGCGAUUGGGGUUACGAUUUUGUUAAUGUUAAAGUUAGGGUAAGGGUAAGUGUUAGAGUUACGGUAAGAGUAAGGGUUAGAGUUAGGGUAAGUGUUAGAGUUAGGUUAAGGGUUAGAGCUUCUGUUAUGCUGUGAUUAGGGUUACAAUUCGGUUGGAGUUAUUGUUAGAGUUACGGUAAGAGUAAGUGUUAAAGUUAGGGUAAGGGAUAGAGCUUCUGUUAUGCUGUGAUUAGGGUUAUGAUUCGGUUGGGGUGAGGGUUAGAGCUUUGAUUCGGUAAGGAUUAGGGUCAUGGUUAUUCUGUUAGGAUUAGAGCUGCAUUUCAGUUAGUGGAUUCCAUACUGCCAGUUAUUCCAAGGUGUGGGAGACUUCAAGAAUGGGAAAGUCAGAAAUAAAGGAGAUUCCAAAGCAGGGGAGACACAAAGAAAGAGAGACUUCAAAAACAGGAAAUCUCCCUUAUCUGUAUUUACACCCCAUAGCAGGGCUCCUUCUGCAUAAUUUAAAGUUUAAGCUAAGACUUGAGCCACCAACGUUAUUUUACAGCCACUAAUAAAAACUAUAGCCACUGUUCACUUUAUCGUAUGUGCUAAGCAAGGCAUAAACAGGUAAUGGGUACGAGAAAAGAGAUGUACGAAAACAUUUUAUGACAUGACACUGCAAUUUGACGAUUUCGUUAGUCAAUCAUAAUUUUCUGAGCAGUUAAACCAUUCGCCAAUUUUAUUCGUCACUUAGUGUCAUAAAAUCGUCACUGUUAUUUAUUCAUCGCAUUUUGCGAAGGUGGCGAAUGCCAGCGGUAGCCCUGCCAUAGUUUGAUUAGAAUUUUCCUCUGUGAGAUGCAAGAGCUUUUAUUCCACUCUCCACACAUCACCCACGCGUAUUGCUAAAUCUGGUGAUGUCACUACUGGUGGAUUUGUAGCUGUGACCCCAUCUUCGUAGCGUACCUUGUUAUGUCUGGGGCAGUGACAUGCAGUGUUGCAGUAUGUCAAUGAUGAUAUUUAUUUUGGCAUCUUUUUCCCAGCAGGAGAGCAUUAGCGAGAGCUCAAAACGAGGCAGAACUGAGCACCUGCGAUCUGUCUGAUGGAGCCUUCUCAUUCAGAUAUGCCACGCCCUGGAGGAGAGAAGUCCUACGUGUGUGAUGUGUGUGGAUACGCCAGCUUCAAGUUACGUUGUCUCAAGAAACAUAUGCGCUCUCACAGAGCAGAGAAGCCAUAUGCAUGUGAUAGAUGUGAAUAUGAGUGUUUUACAUCUGAUAUGCUUAAGACACACAUGUACACUCACACGUGUCAAAAGCCAUAUGCGUGCGAUAUAUGUGAAUACAGGUGUAGGAACUCCAGUAAUCUCAAGAAUCACACGCGCACUCACACGGGAGAGAAGCCGUAUGCAUGUGAGAGAUGUGAAUUUAAGUGUUCUACGUCUGAUAUGCUUAAGUCACACAUGCGCACUCACACGGGAGAGAAACCAUUUGCAUGCGACAAGUGUGAAUACAGGUGUAGGAGAUCCAGUCUUCUCAAGUUACACAUGCGCACUCACACGGGAGAAAAACCAUUUGCGUGCGACAAGUGUGAAUACAGGUGUACGACCUCCGCUUAUCUCAAGACACACAUGCGCACUCACACGGGAGAAAAGCCGUUUACGUGCAAUAGUUGUGAAUACAGGUGCACGUCCUCCAGUUCUCUCAGGAAUCACAUGCUCACUCACACAGGAGAUAAGCCGUGCAUGUGUGAUAUAUGUGGGGCCAGGUUUACGAUCCUAGGCAAUCUUAAACAACACAUUAGCACUCACACGGGAGAGAAACCGUAUGCGUGUGACACGUGUGAAUACAGGUGUGGGACGUCUAGUAGACUCAAGAUACACAUGCGCACUCACACGGGAGAGAAAAGAUUUGCAUGCAAUAUAUGUGAAUACAGGUUUACGACUGCGGUUACUCUCAAGAAACACAUUCUCACUCACACCGGAGAGAAGUCGUUUGCGUGCGAUAUAUGUGAACACAGGUGUAGGAGCUGCAGUGAUCUCAAGAUACACAUGCGCACUCACACGGGAGAAAAACCGUUUGCAUGUGAGAGAUGUGAAUAUAGGUGUUCUAAGUCACAGCGUACAGAAUCGUGUUCUAAGUCUGGUACGCUUAAGUCACACAUGCGCACUCACACGGGAGAAAAACCGUUUGCAUGUGAGAGAUGUGAAUAUAGGUGUUCUAAGUCUGGUACGCUUAAGUCACACAUGCGCACUCACACGGGAGAAAGACCGUUUGCAUGUGAGAGAUGUGAAUAUAGGUGUUCUAGGUCUGGUAAUCUUGAGAAACAUAUGCGCACUCACACGGGAGAAAAGCCGUACGUGUGUGAUAUAUGUGAACACAGAUAUACUGCCCUCAGUAAUCUCAAGGUACACAUGCGCACUCACACGGGAGUGCAAUCGUUUGCGUGCGACAUAUGUGAGUACAAGUGUAUAUCUUCCACUCAACUCAAGGUACACGUGGACUCACACAUGAGAGAAACCAUUUGCGUGUGACAAGUGUGGAUGCAAGUUUACUGCCUGCGCAGUUCACUGAAUAGUCACUGGCGCACUCACUCAAAACCGAGCGCGUGAUACACGCAUCUACGCAGGGCAAAUACAGAAACCAGGACUGCAUCAAAUCGUAUAGCAUGACAGUAUCACAUCGUCUAAAACAAUCCUACUGCGCAAACUGAUAUCGCGCUGCCGUCCUUCGUAGCUCAUAGUAGAGUAUUGUGAAGUAUAUAAAUGAGAUCACUGAUCUCUGUAAACUAUCUGGAUAGCGGCUGGCCAAUCCUCUGUCAGCGAGAAAACGAUGCCAUCACAUCGUCACUGGCCGCCAUUUUGCGACCACGCCAAACACUCCGCGCCGGUAUGCGCCCCGUAACAUUUAGAAUGUAGAAUUAGAAAAUGCAGCGUACUUUAUCAUUCUCAUUUGCAUCAUGAAAACAACAAACUUUGAUGAAUACAUGACAGUAUAUAUAAAUAUUUAUCGGCAUAUUAAAUGAGGGAUUAAAAUUGUUAUGCAUGAACAUAUUUACCACAUUGUUUGUGCGUCGUAACGUGGUACGUGCAGAUAUUCGGAUAUCAUUGCAAUGCUGCCUGUGGCGUGAUCAGUUCUAUGUACGUAUGUUGUAUUCAUUUAUUCAUAACACGUGUCACGUAAUAUUGCAUGUAUAGGUUCUGUAAUGUUUUUUUGGAACUUUUUUCGAAAUUGUCAUUUGUUUUCGUUCAGCUAUUGUCAUGAAUACAAACGUCACAUGUUGGCAUGUA
This is a messenger RNA of Priapulus caudatus, 3267 nucleotides long. Its product is annotated as zinc finger protein 26-like. The transcript is spliced from 4 exons. Gene Ontology annotation, molecular function: DNA-binding transcription factor activity, RNA polymerase II-specific; RNA polymerase II cis-regulatory region sequence-specific DNA binding. The coding region runs from base 1084 to 2511 and encodes 475 amino acids. NCBI's taxonomy places the organism in Eukaryota, Metazoa, Priapulida, Priapulimorpha, Priapulimorphida, Priapulidae. Gene Ontology annotation, biological process: regulation of DNA-templated transcription. The record is from RefSeq and is a predicted model, not a curated record.